Messenger RNA from Micromonas pusilla CCMP1545, 525 nucleotides. RefSeq lists its product as uncharacterized. The transcript has a single exon. The record is from RefSeq and is a predicted model, not a curated record. The coding region runs from base 1 to 525 and encodes 174 amino acids. NCBI's taxonomy places the organism in Eukaryota, Viridiplantae, Chlorophyta, Mamiellophyceae, Mamiellales, Mamiellaceae.
AUGACGAUGAUGCGGGACGAGUACGACCAGACGUCGCGCGCGUCGACGUUGCGCGGCCUCUUCACGAUGCACCUGCCGCUUUUCGCGACGUGGGCGAAGUCGCAGUCGGUCGUCCCGGGCGGCGGCGACAUCGUCGUCACGCGCGACGUCGUCGACGCGAUGUCGAAGGAGGCUGCGAACCCGCGCGCGUUCGCGCGCCUCGUCCAGAAGACCGCGACGCCCAGGACGGGUAACGCGAGAGCGAAAGCGAGGACGAGCUCGAGCGAUCCGGGCGGCGGCGUCGCGACCGUGCGCGCGAAGGACGCGUUCGAUUUCUUCCACGUCGUCAUGGACGCGCGCGCGGACGCGGCGACGUGGUCCGCGCGCGCGGCGGCGUUCGACGGCGACGCGAAGUGGAACCACGCGUCGUACAAGUCGACGCACUCGAAAGUCGCGGCGGCGACGUCGGAGGAAGGGUGGGACCGAGGAGGGCGAUCGUUCGCGUCGUCGAGCGACGAGAGUUUUCCGUCGGAGAAGAAGGGAUGA